This is a messenger RNA of Amblyraja radiata (thorny skate), 745 nucleotides long. It is a transcript of the gene tsen15, whose product is annotated as TSEN15 tRNA splicing endonuclease subunit. The record is from RefSeq and is a predicted model, not a curated record. The annotation marks the transcript as partial. The transcript has 3 exons. Gene Ontology annotation, molecular function: nucleic acid binding. Gene Ontology annotation, biological process: tRNA splicing, via endonucleolytic cleavage and ligation. NCBI's taxonomy places the organism in Eukaryota, Metazoa, Chordata, Chondrichthyes, Rajiformes, Rajidae.
AACACGCUGAAUUUAAAUGUUAUAAUUUAUAAUUCAUGGUUUUAUUUUCAGUUUGUAGAGAUGAUGGCGUUGGAUAUUGGAGAUAGCUCACAAGUCUACGCUGCAUUUCUGGUUUUCCUGGACCUAGUGGAAGCCAGGAAUUGGACAAAUAUGACGUACAAGGGAUCAAAAGAGCUUGAGUUGGUCUAUCUCCAAGGCUGCCCCGGGGAAGAGGAGGAGGUGAAAGUGGUGGUACCAUUGCCUGUUCAUACCACCAUAAGUCACGAAGGGAUCAGAAGAAUCAUGGAAUGUGUCUGCAACCAAAGUAAACGUGCGUUCAUCCUGGCCAUCGUGGACUCCGACUCUACCGUGGUGUAUUAUCAACUUACCGAUGGCUUUGUCGUACCAGACCCACCACAGAUCAGCGAGGGGGCAGACGGCAAACUCUGUAAAAAGAAACGAAGGAGGUUUCACAGAUGACCCAUCUUCACCUUGUCACAACCCUUUCUGAUGAUCCUUUUCCCAAACCAUGUGUCAAGAUUCUCCUAUUUCCAGAGUUGCCAAGGAGUAUCUCCGUAUUUCUAGUUUACACCGAAGAUAGACACAAAAUACCAGAGUAACUCAGAGGGGAAGGUAGCAUCUCUGGAGAGAAGGAUUGGGUGAAGUUUCGGGUCGAGUCCUUUCUUCAGACUCCAGAUAUGGACUACCUCCAUAUUGUCCUUUUAUACUGUGGAGUAAAACUGAACCCAUGGUUUUGUUGGUUUAA